AUGAAAUUGGCCAAAAUCAUUUACGGACAUCAUGCUGAUAGCUUCCAGAAUCUGAAGAUUGCAGGCGAUUUCAGUGAUUGGGAACCUCUAUCCAUGGAAAGAAGUAAGGAUGGUGACCUAUGGGAGUAUACAAUCGAUCUGACGAAGCUGCCUAGUGGAACUGAGAAAGUUCAUUUUAAAUUUAUAGACGACAACGGUAAUUGGUUUACCGAUGAGGAUUAUGCCAAGGAACUUGAUUCGAGUUCUAACGAGAAUAAUGUGAGGUUGUUCACCGAGGAGGAACUUGGUGGGAAAGACUUUGAGAUAGAUGACGAGGGACCUGUGAGUCCUGCUCCAUCAUUAGAAGGAGAUUUUUCUGAAAAUUAUUACGAACCAGCAAAGAUGCCGGAGUCCAGAGAGAGAGAUGAGUCAGUCGGGGGUUCAGCAGUAAUAGUGAACCAUUCUGACGUAGAGGAUGAAGGCACACGAGAUUUACAAAGCCCUGAAAAUGCUGAAACUGCGUUAAGCAACAGAGAUCAAAAUCCUGGUCAAUAUAAGGACGUCCUAGCUAGAAUUGUCGCUUUUUUCACCAACUUGUUUCGCUCGUGGUUUGGCUAA
Molecule: messenger RNA, 597 nt
Organism: Torulaspora delbrueckii
Lineage: Eukaryota; Fungi; Ascomycota; Saccharomycetes; Saccharomycetales; Saccharomycetaceae
Gene: UIP4
Product: Uip4p
Exons: 1
Coding region: 1-597 (198 amino acids)
Source: RefSeq, a predicted model, not a curated record